AUGGCCAUCAUCUUUGAUCUUCCCGAUGAAGUGUUCAAGCUCAUCUUUGAAUAUCUUGUGACGGUCGAAUUCGCAUCCUUGGAAGUGCGACCCUUCGCAGGUCUCGACGCCCGGAUGGAAUGUGAAAUAUCGACGGCAUGCAAUUUGAGGCUGCCGCCCGACCAAACUGCCAAGUCUUGGAUCUUUGGGACCUUAGAAGUCCCCCGAAACCCCAUCAACUCUGGAGCAGAGGGUCAACUCAACACAAGAACGGACCAGAAUUGUGGAGCGAAUAUGAAAUUCUUGAAUGUUUGGCCGAUUAUUUCUCGGACUCGCUUACCGAAAUUACACUACGUUUCAGACAUUAUAUCUCACUCCCCGUCGAAAUCAUUCAAGCGAUUGGACGAAUCAGAAAUCUACGCACUCUUCGAUUGGGUUUUUGACCAUCCUACAAAUACGAAAUAUACUUACGAAAACCUGGAGUGA
Puccinia triticina is the source of this 465-nucleotide messenger RNA. RefSeq lists its product as uncharacterized. The transcript has 2 exons. Lineage: Eukaryota; Fungi; Basidiomycota; Pucciniomycetes; Pucciniales; Pucciniaceae. The record is from RefSeq and is a predicted model, not a curated record. Bases 1 to 465 code for a protein of 154 amino acids.